ACUGAAAUGCCGAAAUGGUUGUCAGCUGUUUGAGGUUAUGUUGUUAACUGAAGUAGAGCUUGAUUAUUCAAAACUUACCUAUUUUUUCAAUUAACUUAGUUAUUUCUUUAAUACCGUAAGUGUGUGGUCCUUAUCAAAACAAAAUGCCAUGUGAAAUGAUAACAUUGCAACUUGGCCAGUGUGGUAAUCAAAUUGGCUUUGAAUUUUGGAAGAAAUUAUGUGCUGAACAUGGAAUUAAUCCGGAAGGGAUUCUUGAAGAUUAUACAACCGAGGGAGUGGACAGAAAAGAUGUAUUCUUUUACCAGGCAGAUGAUGAUCACUACAUUCCUCGAGCCGUCCUUCUUGACUUGGAACCCCGAGUGAUACACACGAUUAUGAAUUCUCCAUAUGCAAAGUUGUACAAUCCAGAGAAUGUGUAUCUGUCAAAGCACGGGGGCGGAGCAGGUAACAACUGGGCGUCUGGUUACAGCCAGGGUGAGAGACUUCAUGAAGAGAUCUUUGAUAUCAUUGACCGAGAAGCCGACGGCAGCGAUAGUCUUGAGGGAUUUGUUUUAUGCCAUUCUAUUGCUGGAGGAACAGGAUCAGGAAUGGGUUCGUAUCUACUUGAGAGGCUCACCGACAGAUAUCCCAAAAAGAUAAUAGAAACAUAUAGCGUAUUUCCCAACCAAGAUGAAAUUAGUGAUGUGGUCGUGCAGCCAUACAACUCUCUGUUGACACUAAAGAGGCUGACCAAGAGUGCGGACUGUGUGGUAGUACUGGACAACACUGCACUCAACAGAAUAGCCACAGACAGACUACACAUACAGAACCCUUCCUUCACUCAGAUCAACUCUCUUGUGUCUACAAUAAUGUCUGUCAGCACUACAACUCUCAGAUACCCUUCCUAUAUGAACAAUGAUCUUAUUGGAUUGAUUGGUCCUCUCAUUCCAACUCCAAGACUUCACUUUCUGAUGACAGGCUACACACCACUGGCCAACGAACACGAG
Molecule: messenger RNA, 986 nt
Organism: Macrosteles quadrilineatus (aster leafhopper)
Lineage: Eukaryota; Metazoa; Arthropoda; Insecta; Hemiptera; Cicadellidae
Product: tubulin gamma-2 chain
Exons: 7
Biological process (GO): microtubule nucleation; meiotic spindle organization; mitotic cell cycle
Cellular component (GO): centrosome; spindle; microtubule
Molecular function (GO): GTP binding; structural constituent of cytoskeleton
Source: RefSeq, a predicted model, not a curated record